GGCGUUGGUUGUAGUCUUAUCUAUGUUCCUACGCGUUUAAGCUUCAAGCCAUUAAAUAAUACAAUUAGAGAACAUUUGUUUUGUCUAAUAUGUUUAAUAAGUUUUGGUAAAUCGACGUUGUUGGCAUCAGAUUGUGUGAAAUGGCUGGAAUCAUGGAAACUGAGGAGCAGGCAAGACAUCGCUUUCAGGCUGAGCUGGAGUUUAUUCAGUGUCUGGCAAACCCGAAUUAUCUGAACUUUUUAGCUCAAAGAGGCUACAUGAGAGAAAAGCCUUUCAUCAAUUAUCUGAAGUAUUUGCUUUACUGGAAGGAACCUGAAUAUGCUAAAUUCUUAAAAUAUCCACACUGCCUGCACAUGUUGGAGCUGUUGCAGUAUGAGCACUUCAGAAAGGAGCUAGUGAAUGCUCAGUGUGCCAAGUUCAUUGACGAGCAGCAGAUCCUGCAUUGGCAGCACUACUCACGCAAACGUACACGUCUUCAGCAAGCUCUCGCAGAGCAGCAGCAGCAGCAGCAACAGCAGACCGCUCCGCACAACAACACUGUCUCUAAAUGAACAUGUCGCACAUUACCUAGUGAUGUGCACAGAGAGCAUGGACAUUAUGUAAAAUAUGUACAGUUUCUGCUAUUUCUUGGUUUGGUGACACUGAAGUAGGUUUAACAGAUUUGUUAUUCAGACUGUCAGACUUACUUUUUAUGUUUUGUUUAGAUGGAAUUGACAUUUGUGCUAUUGUUUAUCUUAUAAUGCCAGGUAGUUCAAUACAAAUUUAAACCUCACCUGU
Messenger RNA from Trichomycterus rosablanca, 777 nucleotides. It is a transcript of the gene med31, whose product is annotated as mediator complex subunit 31. Lineage: Eukaryota; Metazoa; Chordata; Actinopteri; Siluriformes; Trichomycteridae. Gene Ontology annotation, molecular function: transcription coregulator activity. Gene Ontology annotation, cellular component: mediator complex; core mediator complex. The record is from RefSeq and is a predicted model, not a curated record. The coding region runs from base 141 to 551 and encodes 136 amino acids. The transcript has 4 exons. Gene Ontology annotation, biological process: regulation of transcription by RNA polymerase II.